CCCCAUUCGGCCUGCUCCCUAGUUUCUUAGCUAGACCCAUGAUUCUUUGUUAGCUACCUCUCGUUUCUCGGGAUCCUACGAGAAGAUUGGCAUCUAAGAAAGAUGCGACUCAGGGCAGCAUUGCUAUUAUAAUAGUAAUGCUGCUCCUAGCCAAACUUCAACAACCUUUGGCUCUCUCAAUCUUUUCUAACUUCUCGGUUGUUUCAAAAUGGUAUCCUCCGAUUCCAAAAUCAUCAUCGUCGGCGCUGGAGUGUUUGGGCUAAGCACCGCCCUAUGGCUCGCCCGCGAUGGUUACAAGGACAUCACCGUUUUCGAUCGCUGUUCUUUCGAUAAGAAUUUCUACAACCCUUCAAAUGGCUGUGACGGAGCUUCCGCAGACAUCAACAAAGUCUUUCGAAUGGCAUAUGGAGAGAAACUAGACUACCAGAAUCUCGCCAUCGAGGCAAGAGAUACAUGGCUCUCCUGGAACAAGGAGAUAGCAGAAAGCGUUGCUGCUGAUCUUCCUCCCGGUCUCACUCCCGAGGAUAAACUCCUUCAUAUCUGUGGAUGUUAUUUUGUUGCCGAAGGCAGGAAGUUGCACGAUUUCUAUGCGGAGAGUUUGGAUACGAUGGAGAAGACGGCGCCGGAGAUGCGGAAGAUGCAAUUCGUCAAGGGACACGAAGAGGAUAAAGAGGCCCUACGCAGAAUAAGCCGGAAGUGGGUCGAAAAGUACCACGUUAUCGAUGGGAUCAAUGGCGGCGACACAAAUGGAUUCAUCGAUAUCAAUGGUGGAAUCACUAUCGCCGACAAGGCCUGUGUCUACGCACGAUUUCUAUGCGUCCAAGCCGGCGUCAAGUUUAUUCUCGGCGACCCCCAGGGCAAGCUUGAGACUCUGAUUACCGCGCACAAUGGUCCGGAAAGGAAGGUGGCUGGGAUUAAAACGUGUGAUGGCCAGACUCACUCUGGUGAUCUUGUGAUAGUUGCUGCUGGCAGCUGGACAGCCUCAAUCAUUCCGGAGGCGCAUCGAGUUGUAGAGGCCACGGCCGGCACUGUCGCGUUUAUCGACAUCCCACGGGAUCGGCAGGAUCUGUGGGAUAGAUUCCAUCCCGAUAAUUAUCCCGUCUGGUCUUAUAGAAGGGGGGAAGGUGAUGAGUACUACCAAGGAGGGAGCUUUCCCAUCACCAAAGAAGGGCGACUGAAAUUUGGCUUCCGCGGGCGCAAGUUCACCAAUUUCCAAGACCAUCCUACUGAACCAAAUCUCCGCAUCUCGACUCCGAGAACGAAGUACACGAAGGAGCCUAUAAACACCGUGCCGCUCUAUGGCCUUAAGCUCAUGAAAGAGAUUAUAGCCCAAGCUUUGCCUGAGUUGGUGGAAUUUGGAUUUACUGAUAGCAGAUUAUGUUGGUACACAGAUAGCAUCGACAAUGAUUAUGUCAUCGACUAUGUCCCCGGCUACUCAGACUCUCUUUUCAUCUGCACAGGAGGAUCCGGCCACGGCUUCAAAUUUCUCCCCGUGCUCGGCAGACACGUCAAAGCCCAAAUUGAACGCAACCCGGAUAACUUCACGUCGUUGUGGAAGUGGCGUGUUGUCGAGGAAGGGAAAUCGAACAACGGGCUGGAGCAAGGAGAGACGGGUCCGAGAGAGAUGUCCAGGCUUGAAAUGGCUGAGCCUGAAGAUUUCAAGAUCAAACAGGCGGGUUCUAAACUGUAGGAGGUGGACAUCAAUGUAGUUCUUAACAUAUUACAAUAGAGCAUAUCAACCUAAUCCUUUGCCGC
Pseudogymnoascus verrucosus is the source of this 1755-nucleotide messenger RNA. RefSeq lists its product as uncharacterized. The coding region runs from base 209 to 1690 and encodes 493 amino acids. Gene Ontology annotation, molecular function: flavin adenine dinucleotide binding; sarcosine oxidase activity. The transcript has 12 exons. The record is from RefSeq and is a predicted model, not a curated record. NCBI's taxonomy places the organism in Eukaryota, Fungi, Ascomycota, Leotiomycetes, Thelebolales, Thelebolaceae.